AUGUGCGGCACACACUGGAUCGAGUACGACUGCUCCCACUCCCAGGUGACGGUCCGCCCCGGCUCCCAGUGCGCCAUCGGACUCACCCAGGGCAAAGACAAGCCUUCUACCAGGCUGUGCUGCUGGGAUGAGAACCCGCAGGGCAUCGAGAAGGUCCAGGGACUGUGUUCUGCAUGCAAUUUCCGCAAGGAAAAGUACGGCAGCGCGAACUCUGGUGUGCAGUACAGCACGGGCGGAUUGUCCAAGAAGCUGCAACUCGUUAAUCUUGCCUUUCUGAGGAGCAGUCUAGUCUACCAAGUUCGUCUUAUCUGGACAGGAUUGAGGAUAAGACAAGCACAUCUAUUCUGUGAGACAGUACUCGUAUGGGGCUCUCUGCAGAGACAGGCCGUCAAGUCAAUUGACUUAUCUGAGCACGGACGAGCAAAAUAUGUUGACUUGACCAACUUAUUGGAACGAUCGUCAAUAUUGAAGAUGUAUUAA
Messenger RNA from Cryphonectria parasitica EP155, 480 nucleotides. RefSeq lists its product as uncharacterized. The coding region runs from base 1 to 480 and encodes 159 amino acids. Lineage: Eukaryota; Fungi; Ascomycota; Sordariomycetes; Diaporthales; Cryphonectriaceae. The record is from RefSeq and is a predicted model, not a curated record. The transcript has 5 exons.